Molecule: messenger RNA, 1696 nt
Organism: Neofelis nebulosa (Clouded leopard)
Lineage: Eukaryota; Metazoa; Chordata; Mammalia; Carnivora; Felidae
Gene: ETFBKMT
Product: electron transfer flavoprotein subunit beta lysine methyltransferase
Exons: 6
Coding region: 710-1510 (266 amino acids)
Biological process (GO): peptidyl-lysine trimethylation
Cellular component (GO): mitochondrial matrix
Molecular function (GO): protein-lysine N-methyltransferase activity
Source: RefSeq, a predicted model, not a curated record
GCGGGGCCCUCUGCCACCCGGAGCAGCGCGUCAACCUCCACGCGGGGGCUCGCAAACGCCAGGGGCGCUUCUAAAACACGCAGGAAAAGACGCACUGGGUCCGGGGGCUUAGCUUCCCUGGGCCCUGUUAGCCCAGCCUGGUAAGAAGAGGACUGUGCCUGUCCCUUUAAGGCUGACUCCUGUUCUCCUUGGAGGGAAAUAAUGUGGUCACACACACAGUUGGGACUUACCCUUUUGAACUUCCCCUUCUUUCCUUAACAGUGCAUACAGGUACCAAGUGUCCUCUACCUUGUGCGAUUCAAGGGCUGACCCGAUACUUCUAAUAGAAGGAGUCCAGUGAGAAGGCAGGCUGUUAGAGACCCUGGGAUCCCGAGGGCACGAUCCGGAGAUGAUUAACACGCGCUGGAAGUCUGUCCCGAGUUCACACAAGUGGCCUGACAGGCAGUUAUAGUUUGUUAACCUCCACAACUCUUGGCAAGGCUUCAUAAAAGCAAGACCAGUGUUUGCCCUGGUAAUAACUCUGCCUCACCCACUAGAAUCUAAGCUUCCUGAAGCCGCAGACUUUUAUUUUGUUCAGGGUGCGUGCUUAAAGAGACGCACAGAUUUCCAGUUGAGAUCAGAGUGGCAGCCAGACCCUUCCUUCCUCAUGAGGAGCAGCAGCUCUUGUCAACAGCAUCACUGACAGAACCUGUGUUUUGGAAAAGGACUGAUGGCUUUGAGCCUGGGUGGGAGAACAUUUGCACCAUUUCCUGUGAACCACUCUGGUGUCUUUCUGAAAGCUGUGAGAAGCAAUGGUCUUCCCUUGUUUCCCUGGAGCCACAGCCCCUGGAGAAGAACUGGAAAUGUUUUGGAUCCUGAGAUGAAAGCUUUCCUGGAAGAGAACACUGAAGUCACCAACAGAGGCAGCCUCACUCCUGAAAUCCGGUUGCGGCUUUUGACGCCAAGAUGCAAGUUCUGGUGGCAAAGAGCUGACCUGUGGCCCUACAGCGAUCCUUACUGGGCAAUCUACUGGCCAGGAGGACAAGCCCUGUCUAGGUAUCUUUUGGAUAAUCCUGAUGUUGUCAGAGGAAGGUCUGUAUUGGAUCUUGGGAGUGGAUGUGGAGCUACAGCUAUUGCUGCUAAGAUGGGCGGGGCAUCGAAGAUCUUGGCCAACGACAUAGACCCUAUUGCAGGAAUGGCUGUCACACUGAAUUGUGAAUUGAACCAACUGAAUCCUUUUCCAAUUUUAACUAAAAACAUUUUGGAUUUGGAACAAGAUAAGUGGGACCUUGUUGUGCUUGGAGACAUGUUUUAUGAUGAAGACCUUGCAGACAGUCUUCAUCAAUGGCUGAAGAAUUGCUUUUGGACUCACAGAACUCGAGUACUGAUUGGUGACCCUGGGCGACCCCAGUUCAGUGGACAUGGCAUUCAACAUCAGCUGCACAAAGUGGUAGAAUAUUCACUUCCAGAGCCUACUAGGAAGGAGAACAAUGGAUUGACAACAAGCACAGUAUGGGAUUUUCGGCCUUGAGUUGUCCAAGUGCUUCUAAGAUGAACAUAGCUAUGUUUGGGUUUACUCCUAAGAGACCUGCCAGUUUAGAGCAUGCAGUUCCUGUUAAAUGGCAAAUCUUGUUUCCAAAAUGUGAAGGCUUAAAGUUUUGUCAGCCGUUGUCACGUAGUUCUGCAUUAUGCCAAAUGUACAAAUCUCUACCUACAA